Messenger RNA from Tripterygium wilfordii, 3322 nucleotides. RefSeq lists its product as uncharacterized. The record is from RefSeq and is a predicted model, not a curated record. The transcript is spliced from 3 exons. Bases 73 to 3075 code for a protein of 1000 amino acids. NCBI's taxonomy places the organism in Eukaryota, Viridiplantae, Streptophyta, Magnoliopsida, Celastrales, Celastraceae.
UUCACCUCUGAAAAGUGAAAACCACUUGAUAGAAGGUUCAACAAACAACAGGGCCAACAAAGUCGACAGACUAUGGCAUCAGUGAAAGAGAAGGACGGCGAUCAUUCAUGGAGCUCUGAAACCAGCUGGACAGUCGCCGGCGGCUCUCUCACAAGUGCCCUCACGUUCGAGUCUUCUUCUAUCUCUGACGACGACAACGAUCAAGACACCGUCGAUUCGACUUCCCAGUCUCGCCCUCUUAUCCUGUGCCCUCCCUCGCCUGAUCCAAAUCCCUGCGAGAUCACUAUUAUUUUUGUAAAGAAACAUGAGGUCAGACAGGUUUAUGUUCGGAGUACUGCUCGAGUUUACGAGAUUCACUAUACACCUGAAGUGGGGAGUAACAGUGAAUAUCUGUGUACAGUCCGCUGUGGGAUUGCUGCUAGAGAUGACCAGGUGCUUCAAACUAUUGAUACUGAAGGAACUGUUGGGACAAAUGUGAAGGGGGAUUGUACAGAAGCGGAUGACAAAAAAAUGAAAAUGGACAGUAAUUUGAGUACCAAUGAAGAUGAAUGGGUUGAAGUGAAAGUCCCCAGUACCUCCUUGAUUGAUAACGGAAGUAAUUUUCUGCCAUCGAAUAUCGUCAUAAACACAGGGAAAAUCUCUCAGGAUUAUUAUGAGGCUACGGCACAGAUAACUGAUGCGAAUCCUUGCAUAUCCCUUACAGUUCGGCUGCUUUCUCUCCAAAAUAAAGGCUUCGUAUGUGUUGACGAAGUCUAUGUAUUUGCUGAUCCUGCUGAUCCAGCUGAUUUGGAAACUCAAGCAGGUUCAUUGGACAACUCAGCUGGAAGUUCGCUUAUGGCCUUGCUUGUGCCUACUUUUUUGCAGUUAUCUAAAUCAACAGGUGUUGGUCGACAAGAAAAGAGCGACACUUUUGAUACAAGAGAAAAACAAAUCCCUGAGGAGUUGAAAGCUAUUAAUGCAAUGAAAGCCAUGAACAAGGUCUCACACAAAGAAUCUCCUGAUGUGGUCGAUCAUGAAACAAUGAAGUCCCCACAAGUUUCAGAUGCAGAAUCCAAGUCUGAUGUACCAGAUAGGCGGACAGAAGUCGUCCUUGAACAUCUUGUUUCUCGAGUGAGCAGAGUAGAAGAUCUUUUAUUAAGGUUUGAAGAAAACAUGCUAAAGCCCCUAAACAACAUUGAAGUGAGGCUCGAGCAGGUAGAGCAGCAACUUGAACUACUUUCCAAGAAGACCCAAAACUCUGGGGUUCAACCUUGCACACGAUUUGCUGCUCCAGAUUUUUCAUGCUGCAAAUCAGACUGCAACUCAUUUUAUAGUGAUGGAACUGGCAGUGAUCAUCUCAAGACAUGUGAACUUAGUAGGAAGGAUUUAGCUUCAAAUGUGUUACCAGGUUUUUCUGAUGGUGAUCAUACUUGUCCUGUCAAUACUGCCCAGUUGCACCCUAGUCUUGUACUUACUGCCCCUGAGUUUUCCAGUGGUGAUUAUGAUGAAGAAAAUGAUGCUGUAGAUCUAGUGAUGGGGUCUCCCAAGAAUAAACGUAAGCAUGCCAUGUCUAUUGAUGAUGCUUUGGCAGCUGCACUAGAUGGGUUAUCAUCUUUAACAUCAAUGCAUCCGCAGAAAUAUAUACAAACCCUGGCGAUUAAAGCCCCUGAAUUUCCAAAUGAGGAAGGAAAGAGUGACGACAAAGCAGCUUCGCCAAGAGGUCAUUCCAAUAUACGGACACAUCCUUUGAUCGAUGGAGCUGAGUGCAUAGAAACUUCAGUUUCAUCAAUACGCAACACUCUCUCAUUAGAAGCUGAAGAGAAUGGGAAAAGCAUUCACAGUGACGACAACUUUGAGAAAAUUCAUGGAGGAGUUAACAGACAAUGGCAUCAUAGUGAUGGAGAAGAGGGUGCUUUUCAUGGCACUACUGUCGACUAUACAGCUGCUUUGCCGCCUCAGAAUGAGAAUUGUGAUGCAAAAUAUUUCAUGAAAUCUGGAGAAAUUGGUUAUAAAAGAAGCUCUCACAGUGAUGCCAACUCUGAGAAAAGUCAUGCAGAAGUUGAUGGACAAUGCCAUCGGAAUGAUAAAGAGUAUGUUCCUUUCCACGCUACAACUGUUGACUAUACGGUUGCUUCGAGUACGAGGAAUGAGACAUGUGAUGUAGAAGAUGGUAUAGAAACUGGAGUAGUUGGCCACAGCAUCAGCUCCCAUGGCAAUGAUAACUUAGAGAAUAGUGAUCGAGGAGUUGACAUUCUCUACCAUCAUAAAUAUCGAGAGGCUCCUUUCCAUGCCUCACCUGUUGACUCUACAGUUACUUUCAUGCCUAGUAAUGAGCCUUGUGAAAUGAAAGAUGGCACAAAAACUGGAGAAGUUGGCCAUGAAACAGGCUCUCACUUUGAUGAUAACUCUGGGACAACACAUGGAGGAUUUGACAGACAAUACCAUUGUAACGAUAAAGAAGAUGUUCCUUUCCAUGCCACUACUAUUGACUGCGAGGUUAGGUCAAUGCGUAGGAAUGAGAUGGAUGAUAUGAAAGAUGGCAUAGAAACUGGAGAAGUCAGCCAUAACAAGCACGUUGUUUUGAAACCUGAUAGCUUGGGCCAGUUCACCGGAAAUCAGAUUGAUACCGACUCUGAUAUCACCAAAGAAGCAGCUGUUGUAAGGCCUGCAUUUGCCGAUACUCAGAAAGUUGCAGAAGAAGGGUCUAACAAGGAUGUUCUACAGGAUGUCCUUGAAUUCCCACGUCCUACUUCCUCACUGGAUUUUGAACUUCCAAUUCUAGAUGUCAGAUUCUUUUCUGAAGAAAAUGGCACUAAUAAAUCUUCCCUCGAAGUUCUUUUAGCUGAGUCGCUGGGUAUUCAAGUUGAAUCUCCUUCUAUUGUGGAAAGUUUUGACGGUUAUAAAAUUGCUGAUAAAGGGGAAGACCUGAUUUCAUUGGACGAUGCGGAUCAAUCCAGUCCUAUUGCUGGAGCCAAACUUGCAGUAGAUAUGGACUAUUGCACUUUAACUGAUAUGCAUGUCAAAGUGGGAGAUGAAGAACCACAGGAUCAGAACGGGUGCUUGAACCUUGAAACGAACACUGCAAGUCUCAUAUAAUUUGUUCUGACUGCAUUGAUGCAAGACUGUACAUAAAUUAGCUUGGACAAUGGAUAUCAAUGAUAUCAAGGAUAAUUUAGUUUUGCCUUUGCCCGCUGCAAUAUCUUUUAGAGUGUAGCUUCAGUGACUGCAUAAUAGCGGCUGUUCUGAAAAUAAUGACCCUUGGAUGCCACAGGACUUGCCCAUCCAGAUUGAUGUCAUUAGCAGCAAAAACUAGUGGACUGAUUGUUUAAUGUUCAACAAUGAA